AUGUGUGUAUCUAAAAAGGAAAGUGAGGACAAACAAAAUGGAGAACGAGAGCGAUAUCUGCAAGCCAACAAUAGAGAAUUUAACAGUCUGUUUGGAUACCCGGAUAAUAGCAUCAAAACCGCAAAAUAUAGUGUCUUAACCUUCUUGCCUAUGAACCUGUUUGAACAGUUCCAGAGACUUGCAAAUGCAUAUUUCCUCUUUUUGCUUCUUCUACAGUUGAUUCCCCAGAUCUCCUCCUUGGCAUGGUACACGACUGUGGUCCCCCUGAUGGUGGUGCUCUCCAUAACAGCAGUGAAAGAUGCCAUCGAUGAUGUGAAAAGGCACCAAAAUGAUAAUCAAGUCAACAAUCGUUCUGUUCUGGUGCUGAUGAAUGGCAGGAUAGUGACAGACAAAUGGAUGAAUGUCCAAGUGGGAGAUAUAAUUAAACUAGAAAACAAUCAGAUUGUCACGGCUGAUAUACUAUUACUCUCAAGCAGCGAGCCCUACAGUUUGACAUAUAUAGAAACUGCAGAACUGGAUGGUGAAACCAACUUGAAAGUGAAGCAGGCCAUCUCGGUUACCAGUGAGAUGGAAGAUAAUCUGAAGCUUCUGUCUGCUUUUGAUGGAGAAGUGAGGUGUGAAUCUCCCAAUAACAAGCUGGACAGAUUCACAGGAAUACUCAUGUAUAAGGGAAAAAACUACAUCCUGAAUCAUGACAGACUGAUCCUCCGAGGCUGUGUCAUCAGGAACACGGACUGGUGCUACGGCUUGGUGAUUUUUACUGGACCAGACACCAAAGUAAUGCAGAACAGUGGGAAGUCGACCUUUAAACGGACACACAUAGACCACCUCAUGAAUGUCCUUGUGCUCUGGAUUUUCCUGUUUUUAGGCAGCAUGUGUUUUCUCCUAGCAGUUGGUCAUUACAUUUGGGAAAACAACCAAGGUUACUACUUCCAGGAUUACCUGCCAUGGGAAGACUAUGUCUCUUCAUCAGCUUUCUCUGCCGCCCUCAUAUUCUGGUCCUACUUCAUUAUCCUCAACACCAUGGUGCCUAUUUCCCUCUACGUCAGUGUUGAGAUAAUAAGAUUGGGCAACAGUUUCUAUAUCAACUGGGAUCAGAAGAUGUUUUAUGAGCCGAAGAACACACCAGCACGGGCGCGUACCACCACCCUUAAUGAGGAGCUCGGCCAGGUCAAAUACGUGUUCUCUGACAAAACGGGGACCCUGACUCAGAACAUCAUGAUUUUCAACAAGUGUUCAAUUAACGGGACAUUCUAUGGUGAUGUCUGUGACAAAAGCGCGCCGUGGAGCAAAGUCUCGAAGAAAAGAGAAAAGGUCGACUUCUCCUACAACAAUCUGGCCGAUCCUAAGUUCUCAUUUUAUGACAAGACUUUGGCCGAAGCAGUGAAAAGGGGAGAUGACUGGGUACACUUGUUUUUCCUGUCACUCUCAUUGUGCCAUACAGUGAUAUCAGAAGAGAAGGUAGAAGGUGAGCUGGUUUACCAGGCUCAGUCCCCAGAUGAAGGUGCCCUGGUCACUGCUGCCAGGAACUUUGGCUUUGUGUUCCGUUCCCGCACGUCUGAGACAAUCGUGGUAGUCGAAAUGGGGAAAACGAGAAUCUACCAGCUGCUGGCUAUCUUGGACUUCAGCAAUGUGCGCAAGAGGAUGUCUGUUAUUGUGAGGACACCUGAAAACCGCAUACUGUUAUUCUGCAAGGGUGCAGACACGAUCCUCUGUCAGCUCCUCCAUCCAUCCUGUGGAUCCCUCAAAGACAUAACCAUGGACCAUUUAGAUGACUUUGCCAGUGAUGGCCUUCGCACCCUCAUGGUGGCCUACCGAGAGCUGGACAGUGCAUUCUUCCAGGACUGGAGCAAGAAGCACAGUGAAGCCUGCUUGUCUUUGGAGAAUCGGGAAAAUGAAAUAUCAAUUGUCUGUGAAGAGAUUGAGAGAGACCUGAUGCUGUUAGGGGCCACAGCCAUAGAAGACAAGCUGCAGGAUGGAGUACCUGAGACGAUCCUCACCCUGAACAAAGCCAAAAUUAAAAUUUGGGUUUUAACUGGAGAUAAGCAAGAGACUGCUGUGAACAUUGCCUAUGCCUGUAACAUAUUCGAGGAUGAGAUGGAUGAGAUAUUUAUUGUGGAAGGCAACAACGAUGAGACUGUUGGGGGAGAACUCAGGUCAGCAAGGGAAAAGAUGAAACCCGACUCUCUACUGGAAUCAGACCCCGUAAACAGUUACCUCGCCACAAAGCCCCAGCCACCCUUCAAAAUACCUGAGGAGGUGCCCAAUGGCAGCUAUGGCUUAAUCAUCACUGGCUACAGUCUGGCCCACGCUCUAGAAGGAAACCUGGAGUUGGAACUGCUGCGGACGGCGUGCAUGUGCAAGGGGGUGAUCUGCUGCCGGAUGACGCCCCUCCAGAAGGCCCAGGUGGUAGAACUGGUGAAGAAGUACAAGAGGGCGGUGACACUGGCCAUCGGUGAUGGAGCCAAUGACGUCAGCAUGAUCAAAGUUGCCCACAUUGGAGUUGGCAUCAGUGGCCAGGAGGGGAUGCAGGCCAUGCUCAGCAGCGACUAUGCCUUAUCCCAGUUCCGCUAUCUUCAGCGUCUGCUCUUGGUUCAUGGCCGCUGGUCCUAUAACCGCAUGUGCAAGUUUCUAAGCUACUUCUUUUACAAAAACUUCGCCUUCACCCUGGUGCACGUCUGGUAUGCCUUCUACAGCGGGUUUUCUGCACAGACAGUUUAUGAUACCUGGUUUAUCACUUUCUACAACCUGGUCUACACCUCCCUCCCUGUCCUGGGCUUGAGUCUGUUUGAUCAGGACGUGAAUGAAACAUGGAGCCUACGCUUCCCAGAGCUGUAUGAGCCAGGCCAGCACAACCUCUAUUUCAACAAGAAGGAAUUUGUGAAGUGUUUGCUACAUGGGAUCUACAGUUCUUUUGUGCUCUACUUUAUCCCUAUGGGGACUGUUUUCAAUUCAGAGCGCAAGGAUGGGAAGGAGAUCUCCGACUACCAGUCCUUCUCCCUGCUAGUGCAGACCUCCUUGCUCUGUGUGGUCACAAUGCAGAUUACGCUGGAGACAACCUACUGGACGAUGAUAAGCCAUGUCUUCACCUGGGGCAGCCUGGGUUUCUACUUUUGCAUCUUAUUCUUCCUAUACAGUGAUGGCUUAUGCUUACUGUUCCCCGACGUCUUCCAGUUCCUAGGUGUGGCCAGGAACACUCUGAACCUGCCACAGAUGUGGCUGUGUGUUGUCCUCAGCAUCAUCCUCUGCAUGCUGCCUGUGGUUGGGUACCAGUUUCUCAAACCGCUGUUCUGGCCCGUCAGUGUGGACCAGAUUGUUGACAGAAUUCAUCACUGCAUGAGACAUCCACUGCCAUACCCAUUCAGGACCAAACUGAAACACACAGCCUCUCGCCGCUCUGCCUACGCGUUUUCCCACAAACAGGGCUUUGGGGCCCUCAUCACUUCCGGCAAGACCAUGAAGGCCAGAUUUCCCAAGAGAAACAGCUUUCCUCAUAAAAGGUAG
Rangifer tarandus platyrhynchus (Svalbard reindeer) is the source of this 3504-nucleotide messenger RNA. The record is from the annotation of a GenBank genome assembly. Lineage: Eukaryota; Metazoa; Chordata; Mammalia; Artiodactyla; Cervidae.